AUGGCAGCCAUCCGCAUCGCACUCAUCGGCCUAUCCGCCAGCGCGAAAACAUCAUGGGCCGCGGAAGCUCACCUCCCGUACCUCCUCUCCCCACGCGGCCAGCGGCACUACGCCGUCGUCGCGCUUCUCAACUCCAGCGUGAACGCAGCCAUAGCAGCCCGCUCGCAUUUCUGCCUGCCCGAUAGUGUCAAAACGUACGGCGACCCCGAGCUCCUCGCGCAGGAUCCUGAUGUCGACCUCGUGGUCUGCUGCACGCGCGUCGACACGCACUCAUCCCUCAUAACGCCCUCCGUUAGAGCGGGCAAGGCGGUCUACGUCGAGUGGCCUCUGGCUGAGAAUCUACGCGGCGCCGAGGAGCUUGCUGCGUUGGCUGCGGAGGGCGGGGGAGGCACGAUCGUCGGGCUCCAGGGGCGCGUUGCCAAGGUCGUGCUGAAGAUCAAGGAGGUCGUGGAGUCUGGGAGGAUAGGGAGGGUGUUGGGAAGCGACGUUGAGGCGUAUGGGAAUCUGUUGGAGCGGGACGAACUCCCCGCGAGCUUGGCAUAUUUCGCGGAGCGGAGGGUGGGCGGGAAUCCGGUCACAAUCGCGUUCGCGCACAUGGUUGACUAUGUGCACCACGUUCUUGGGGAGUUUGAGGAGGGCUGGAAGAGUCGGAUGCAGAUCCAGCGAGCUCAUUUGAAGCUUAUCGGGGAUGAAGAGGAGGGGAUGCAUUAG
Messenger RNA from Colletotrichum aenigma, 711 nucleotides. Its product is annotated as Galactose/lactose metabolism regulatory protein GAL80. Gene Ontology annotation, molecular function: nucleotide binding. Bases 1 to 711 code for a protein of 236 amino acids. NCBI's taxonomy places the organism in Eukaryota, Fungi, Ascomycota, Sordariomycetes, Glomerellales, Glomerellaceae. The transcript has 2 exons. The record is from RefSeq and is a predicted model, not a curated record.